Messenger RNA from Anisakis simplex (herring worm), 987 nucleotides. NCBI's taxonomy places the organism in Eukaryota, Metazoa, Nematoda, Chromadorea, Rhabditida, Anisakidae. The record is from the annotation of a GenBank genome assembly.
GCCAAGUCGGAAUUUGUUUCGCGAAGUGUGUUGAGUCCAUUGUUGCCCGAAGCAGCCAUUUUCUAUUUGGAGGAAUAUGGUGCUGAAAAGUACGCGUCGGUGUUUUUGGGCGAAUUCGACAAUCCGGAAAUCAUUUGGAACACUGAAAUGAGACGUCAUCUAAUAGAACGUAUCGCAUUGCACAUCAGCGAUUUCUCGAAUCGUCUCCCGUCAAAUGUGAAGGCUUUGUACCAAUAUUGCCCAAUCCCAACAGUGGACUAUCCGCAGCUGGAUGAUGAGCUCUUCUGUCAUGUCUAUUAUCUGCGUCAUCUCUGCAAUAAACAGCGUUUUCCGGAUUGGCCGAUCCGAGAUCCGGUGCCGUUUUUACGUGCUUGCCUAGCAGCAUGGCUGAACGAGAUCGAUCGCAAACCACCAGCGAUGUCCGUAGAACAAGCUUGUCAAACACUUGGACUGCCGUUCGAUGACGAAAGCAUAUGGUCAGAUGCGUCAAAGAUCCGUCGUGCCUACUUUAAACUGGCGCAGAAGUAUCAUCCGGACAAGAAUGCGGAUGGCAGGGAAAUGUUCGAGCAAAUCAACUAUGCGUACGAAAUGCUAUCGUCGAAUUCGGCUCGAAAAUCGCUCUCACCUGACAUACAACGUAUCGUGUUGUGCAUACAGGCUCAGUCGAUUGUCUACUGCAGACACUCUGAAGAGCUGUCGCCAUACAAAUACGCUGGAUACACUCAAUUGAUCCGCACGAUCGAGCUGGAGUCGAAAGACGACGCGUUGUUUUCGAGUGGUGGAGGUGUGUUGCUGAGUGCUGCGAUAGAGCUGUGUCAUUUCACAUUGCAGAGUUCGGCGUUGAAUGCCGAGCAGUUGAGACGAGACGCUGGUUUAGAGGUCAGGGCAUUUGCCUGGAAUGUGGAAUCAAUUGUGUUUUGGUAUUGUCUUUGCAAAGCAGUUUUUAGGCACUUCAAAAGGCGUUCGAUCGUUGCGUACCAAUGGUGA